AUGGUUCGUCAUGAUGAUGAUGAUGGUGGCAUUGACUUUGUUGCAAUCAUUUGGAACCCCUAUAUUAGAAAGUUGGUGGUUUUACCUAAGCCGGGACUUGCCGUGGCCAAAAAUAUUCAAGGAAUAAGAUAUGCCUUUGGUUAUGAUUCUUGCACCAACGACUAUAAGGUUUUGAGAUUUGUGAACUAUAAGUACUUACACAACGACGAUAAGACUUUGAAAUUUGGGAACUAUGUGUCCUUCCGCAAACCACCUACUUUUCACGUUGAGAUUUGGUCGUUAGCCACAGGCUCCUGGAAGAGUCUUAUUGCUGCUGAUGAUGAUGAUAUUAUCCCUGCCAACUUUUAUCCCGAGCUCUUCACUAGAUCACGUGUUGUGUGUGUCAAUGGCGCUCUGCAUUGGCUCCAAAUCUGUCGCCACCUGAACGGCGUCUCGGAGCUCUCAGGGUAUUUGGUUGCGUGGUUUGAUAUGGCAAAGGAGAUAUUUGGUGAGACAAUGGUGCCAGAAGCUUUGAGGAAAAAAUUACACUUUCAAUCGGGACAAGAGUGGUUUAUUUCAAGAUACAGAGAGACCAUUGCCCUUGUCAAGAUUCGUAACUACAGAUUUCUGAGGGGUGAUUGUGUUCAGAUUUGGGUGAUGAAAGAGUAUGGUGUGGCGGCGUCUUGGGCUAAGUUAUUUACUGUGCAGCUGCAAAAUGUUUUUGUGUUGGCGCCACUUGGUCUUAAAAAUAGCGGCGUGCUUGGUUUCAGAAAGAAUGGUGAAGUGGAGCUUCGUGAUGUUUUGGUGAUGGUGUUCGAUUGCUGGACCCUAAGUCUGAACAAGUUAGUGAUUUUCUAA
Prunus armeniaca (apricot) is the source of this 837-nucleotide messenger RNA. The record is from the annotation of a GenBank genome assembly. NCBI's taxonomy places the organism in Eukaryota, Viridiplantae, Streptophyta, Magnoliopsida, Rosales, Rosaceae.